Molecule: messenger RNA, 1276 nt
Organism: Pungitius pungitius (ninespine stickleback)
Lineage: Eukaryota; Metazoa; Chordata; Actinopteri; Perciformes; Gasterosteidae
Gene: ppp1r14aa
Product: protein phosphatase 1, regulatory (inhibitor) subunit 14Aa
Exons: 4
Coding region: 62-535 (157 amino acids)
Biological process (GO): regulation of phosphorylation
Cellular component (GO): cytoplasm
Molecular function (GO): protein serine/threonine phosphatase inhibitor activity
Source: RefSeq, a predicted model, not a curated record
CCCUCCUCUUGUGUUUGAAUAAGGACGACGGCAAACCAGUCCGACCGGGUGCAUACUAGACAUGGCAGCCGAACGGACAGGGCCAUUGCAGGAGGAAACGGACGAUUCCCACUCACUGGACCAUGGCGGUCCCAUCCCAAAGAGGCACGCACGGGUCACCGUGAAGUACAACAGGAAGGAGCUGCAGAGGCGGCUGGACCUGGAGAAAUGGAUCGACGAGAGCCUGGACCGGCUGUUCUCGGGUCAGGAAGGUGACACCCCAGACGAGGUAAACAUCGAUGACUUGAUUGACCUGCCUGAUGACGAGCAGCGAGUGAAAAAGUUACAGGAGCUUCUUCGAGGGAGCCGUAGCGAAACUGAGACCUUCAUCCGAGAGCUAGUGGCAAAGCUGGAGGGGGUCCACAAGCAGGAGGAGCUGCAGAGCGAGGGCAUCGAACACCCCGUCAUUAGCCACAGCCACUACCGCCACGAGCCCUACAGCUUCAACAAGCCGCAGCCAUCACACGCUAGCCGAGGCCAGAACCAGACCCUCUGAUGGCGCCCCUCACCAACUGAGACAUUUUAUUUUGUGGAGUCACUGCUGGUUGCCUGGCAACCUCGCAGCAACGAUGAGGCUCCAGGAAGUCACUACUUCUGACAAAGAAAAAACCGAGCACAUUAAAAACACAGCAACAAAAGUCAAACUAUUGUCAAACUAUUGCUUUAACCACUUGAAAUAACUAUUAUUAACAAAUACUAUUUGUGAUAUCUCAUGUGUGAAUAAUAGAGUGCUGCAGCAAUUACUGCUGAACUCGUGGAAGGCCUUAGUGUAGAUGCUAAUAGUGUCAGUCAUAUAAAUACUGGAGAGUGUUUCUUGAUUAAAAAAGAGUUGAAAAAACAUCGCUGAAGGUUUUUUUUUGAUAGAAGUGAGGUCUUUGCUCUUCACCUGACUCAGUAUUUGAUUAACAGGUGGUUCAACCACAGGCCAUGAUCUUUUUUCUAAGCCAAACUAAGUAGUUGUGUUGCGUAAACCAAAUAAAUUGUUCUGUUAUGUUAAACAUGUGCAAUUGUGCAUUUCUGCAAGUGGGUGGGAUAUGAAGUUAAUAGGAACCCUCACAUCAUGGUCUUCAAAAAUGCAUCAUCCUCUCAACCCUCUUUUGAAUAAGGAUAAAACGUGAAAUAGAAAUAAACUCAAUGGAUAUUGAAACAGCACGGGCAUUCCUCCCCUGAUGCCAUUCAUCACACAAAGCCACAAAGACAUUUUAUUUUAGUAGCACCAACACCUGUGAUUCUCACU